Messenger RNA from Ictidomys tridecemlineatus (thirteen-lined ground squirrel), 2207 nucleotides. It is a transcript of the gene Hgd, whose product is annotated as homogentisate 1,2-dioxygenase. Lineage: Eukaryota; Metazoa; Chordata; Mammalia; Rodentia; Sciuridae. Gene Ontology annotation, cellular component: cytoplasm. Gene Ontology annotation, biological process: L-phenylalanine catabolic process. Gene Ontology annotation, molecular function: homogentisate 1,2-dioxygenase activity. The record is from RefSeq and is a predicted model, not a curated record.
UGCAGAGGCCUAGGCUCUUGGGCUCAGGCCCUAUCUUCAAUAAGUUCUGUGGAAAUACCUGGAAGGGAGCACAGUUCAUUUUCUCACUCUUCUCUGGGGAAAUGAGCAUCUGCCCUAUCCCUUCCUGGCCUGAGGCAGGACUGAAUAGAGAAUCCACUACCAUCAUCAGCAGGCACUAACUCCCACAUUUCCUUUUCCAGAUAGAUUUAAAUUCUCUGCCUUUUGUAAUAAGUCUUCUUCUUUCAAGUGAAACAAAUAAUUAAUUAGCCAAUAUUUAUGUCAGGUAAAGAGGAACCAUGCUUUUGCAAACUCUUUCAGAAAUAGUCUGUGUUUAAUAAAAAACCAAAAGCAUGGUUGAGGAUGUAGUUCAGUGGCAGAAUGCUUGCCUAGCAUGUGUGACACCCUGGGUUUGACCGCCAGCACUGCAAGAAAAACAAAAUAGUUGUGCAAGACAUUUAUGUAAAAGAUUUGCUGGACUUUCUCCCUAAUAUAUCAGUGGUUAAGCAAUUCUUCUGGCUCCCUUGAGAGACCUGCUGACCAGCGAGGCACAGUGUAUUAGUGGGAACAAGAACAUCUGGAAGGUAGUAAGAAGCAUUUGACUGCACACUCUCCCUGGAUCUGGAUUUCUCCAAGUCAUCACACUUAAAGCAGAAGGGAAAUGGCUGAGCUGAAGUACAUUUCUGGAUUUGGGAAUGAAUGUGCUUCAGAGGACCCUCGCUGUCCAGGUUCCCUGCCUGAAGGACAGAAUAAUCCUCAAGUCUGCCCCUACAAUCUGUACGCUGAGCAGCUCUCAGGAUCAGCUUUCACUUGUCCCCGGAGCACCAAUAAGAGAAGCUGGCUGUACAGGAUUCUACCUUCAGUCUCUCACAAGCCCUUUGAAUCCAUUGACCAAGGCCAUGUCACUCACAACUGGGAUGAAGUUGGUCCUGAUCCUAACCAGCUUAGAUGGAAACCAUUUGAGAUUCCAAAACCCUCUCAGAAGAAAGUGGACUUUGUGAGCGGUCUGCACACCUUGUGUGGAGCUGGAGACAUCAGGUCUAACAAUGGGCUUGCUGUCCAUAUUUUCCUGUGCAACACUUCCAUGGAGAACAGAUGCUUUUAUAAUUCAGAUGGGGACUUCUUGAUUGUUCCGCAGAAAGGGAAGCUUCUCAUUUACACUGAGUUUGGCAAGAUGCUUGUGCAGCCCAAUGAGAUCUGCGUCAUUCAGAGAGGAAUGCGGUUCAGCAUAGAUGUCUUUGAGGAGACCAGGGGCUACAUCUUGGAAGUCUAUGGUGUCCACUUUGAGUUACCUGACCUGGGACCCAUUGGAGCCAAUGGCUUGGCCAAUCCUCGUGAUUUCUUGAUACCUGUUGCCUGGUAUGAAGAUCGUCAAGUACCAGGUGGUUACACUGUGAUUAAUAAAUACCAGGGCAAGCUGUUUGCUGCCAAACAGCUUGUCUCCCCGUUCAAUGUCGUGGCAUGGCACGGGAACUAUACACCCUACAAGUACAACCUGGAGAACUUCAUGGUCAUCAACUCAGUGGCCUUUGACCAUGCAGACCCAUCCAUUUUCACAGUGUUAACUGCCAAGUCUGUCCGCCCUGGAGUGGCCAUUGCUGAUUUUGUUAUCUUCCCACCUCGAUGGGGGGUUGCUGAUAAGACUUUCAGGCCUCCCUAUUACCACAGGAAUUGCAUGAGUGAAUUCAUGGGACUCAUCCGAGGUCACUACGAGGCAAAGCAAGGUGGAUUCCUGCCAGGGGGAGGCAGCCUGCACAGUGCCAUGACCCCCCACGGCCCUGAUGCAGAUUGCUUUGAGAAGGCCAGCAAGGCCAAGCUGGCUCCUGAGAGGAUUGCUGAUGGCACCAUGGCAUUUAUGUUUGAAUCUUCCCUAAAUUUGGCGGUCACCAAGUGGGGACUGAAGACCUCCAAUUGUUUAGAUGAGAACUACUACAAAUGCUGGGAGCCUCUCAAGAGCCACUUUACCCCCAAUUCCAGGAAACCAGCAGAAUUCAACUGAGCCUGGAGCAUCGUUACCAUACAUGAGAAUGGAUUUGUGCCAUUUCCCUGAAAACCUUGUGCCUUCUAGAAGUAAUAGGGAAGAGGGUUGGUUAGAACGAGAACUCACUUUUUCACAGUCAAAUAAGUCAGAACAUUUGUGGAAAUCUAUUUGUAAAGUUCUAUGGCUAUCAGCUUACUUACUCAAUAAAUUUGCUGCUAUUCUGUUGAAA